Messenger RNA from Cannabis sativa, 1193 nucleotides. RefSeq names its product zinc finger A20 and AN1 domain-containing stress-associated protein 5. NCBI's taxonomy places the organism in Eukaryota, Viridiplantae, Streptophyta, Magnoliopsida, Rosales, Cannabaceae. Gene Ontology annotation, biological process: protein ubiquitination. Gene Ontology annotation, molecular function: ubiquitin-protein transferase activity; zinc ion binding; DNA binding. The transcript has a single exon. The coding region runs from base 242 to 760 and encodes 172 amino acids. The record is from RefSeq and is a predicted model, not a curated record.
CGCGUCUCUAUGAGGCCCAUAUUCCAUUGCCAAUUACCGACCUCUCAACUCAACCUCUUCAAAUCCCCAUUUCUCUCUCUCUCUCAUACGCCCAAAACCCACGCCUCUCUCUCUUUCCUCCUUUCAAUUCCUUCUCUCUCUCUCUUUUCUCUUCUUUCUUUCAAUCUCCAAGUUUUUUUCUUUUGAUCUGAGAAGAAUUUUGUGAGAAGUUUGAGAAAAAUCGGAUUCAGAAUCAAAAGAUAUGGCUCAGAGAACGGAGAAGGAAGAGACGGAGUUCAAGGUUCACGAAACCAUAACUCUCUGCGUCAACAACUGCGGCGUUACAGGAAAUCCGGCUACAAACAAUAUGUGUCAGAAGUGUUUUAACGCGUCAACCUCAUCGUCUUCUUCUUCAUCGGCUACUGUAACGACGACGUCUUCUGUUUCUGCAUCGACGGUGAAUUUGAAAUUUUCAGCUGAGAAAAUUACUCGGUUUUCAGAGAGAUCUGAUUGUUUUACAGCUGAAUAUAGUCGUAAAACGACGGCGGAUAGCUCCAGAUCAGACGAACCGGUUUCUGCAAAGCGAGUUGUAAAUCGAUGCUCCGGUUGUCGGAGGAAAGUCGGUUUGACUGGUUUUCGGUGUCGGUGUGGUGAACUUUUCUGCGCUGAACAUCGGUACACAGACAGACACGAUUGUAACUAUGAUUACAAAACCGCAGGUCGUGAAGCCAUCGCUAGAGAAAAUCCAGUCGUCAAAGCAGCGAAGAUCGUUAGGGUUUGAUUUAUCGAUCCAUACGUAGAAAAAAAGAUAAAAUUAUCAUCAUCAGAAAUUCUCUAAACAAAUUCCGAGAAAGAAGAAAACACAUCAACAACAACAACAUCAACAAAAAUCUAUAAUGAUCGAUCGAUGAAUAUUUACAGGGGAUCAAUCUCGUGAUUGAAUUCCCCCGAUCUCCUUCUCGGAGAUUGAUUAUAGAGUCUUCUUCUUCUAAGGAGUUUUUUAAGUGAGAGAAACAUAGAAAAAAAAAAAGAAAGAAAGAGAGAGAGAGUAAAAGAUUGUUAUCGAAGAUCACAAAUUCUCUCUGAUAAUUAUCUUUUUUUUUUAAUUUUUAUUUUAAAAUUUAAAUUUGUUUGUGUUGUUUGUCUCUCUUUCUUUUCAUUUCAUUUCUUUUUUUUUUCUUUGCUUUGAUUUGAAAUGAAAUCUUUAUUUUCCA